CUCUUUCCCCAUCCCACCCAACAAUUACUAUUUUCAACCCAACCAAUUUUAAUCAUCACCCUUCAACAACUUCGAGCUCAGUCUUUCAACAACGGUAACUUAUCCCAACUUUUAAACUUUCGAAACUAAUCGAAGAUGAAGAUCACCAUGUUUUUUGCCGCCCUUUCUGCUGCCAGCGGUGUCUUCGCGGCCCCUGCUCAAGCCGCCGCCGCCGCUAAGGAUCUCUCUAUCGGCGCAGGUGUUGGUAUCGGUAUUGGAGCUGGCGUAGGUUCUUACGGCUACCCGUACGGCGCCUACCCCGGGUGGGGAGGUUACAACUACUACCCUUACGGUGGCUACCCUUACGGCGGCUACCCUUACGGAUACCAAUACUACCAAUGGUAAACACUUUGUGUUCUGUGGCCUGCGGCCCAGAAUCCUCGCCCGGCUCAUCUUCUUAUUAUCAAACCCUUAACUCCCGAACAAUUUUUAUUUCUUUAAACAUUAUGCUUGCUCGCGCAAUUUAAGUGAUGAUUUUUAUCCUCUAAUUCUGUACUGGUGUGAGAAACCUGAGUCCCCGAAGCUGUUUGGAAAAGUGCCCUUUGCCAGCACAGCAGUGCCUUGCGAAUUUGACCGAUGUCAGCGUGCUGGAAAUGUUCUCACACUCUACCCCAUUUGAUAAAUCCCAUUGUUUGCCACUUCUAUUCCCAAGAGCUGGUAUUGUAACUGCUCACUCGCGUUAAAGGGUCAUACUGCUUCAUCUUUCUAUGCUUGCGGGACAUGUGUUUCAUUCUUUUCGUGUGUCCCUUUACGUCUUGACGAGCGAGUAGAAAUGUAAAGAUUGGGGUGGACGGCAGCGGUCAAACCCGCAACAGACACUCAGGAGGUACAAUUGUGGAAUCACCCCAGUCGACCCGCUCCG
Molecule: messenger RNA, 901 nt
Organism: Puccinia graminis f. sp. tritici CRL 75-36-700-3
Lineage: Eukaryota; Fungi; Basidiomycota; Pucciniomycetes; Pucciniales; Pucciniaceae
Exons: 3
Coding region: 136-384 (82 amino acids)
Source: RefSeq, a predicted model, not a curated record